GCCAAGGCAAGGAGUUUGGCUUUUUUACUCCAGGUUAGGGAAAAAGCAAAACGGGACUUCGAAGGCCACAUUUCUCCUCUCUAGGUCUCCAGCCAGGACACCUGUUGCCAACAUGUCUGGGGAUCCCUUAUCCAGCAAAGCCCUGAAGAUCAAGCGCGAGCUGAGCGAGAACACGCCGCACCUGUCGGACGAGGCGCUGAUGGGGCUGUCGGUGCGCGAGCUGAACCGCAACCUGCGAGGGCUUUCGGCCGAGGAGGUGACGCGGCUCAAGCAGCGGCGCCGCACGCUCAAGAACCGCGGCUACGCCGCCAGCUGCCGCGUGAAGCGCGUGUGCCAGAAGGAGGAGCUGCAGAAGCAGAAGUCGGAGCUGGAGCGCGAGGUGGACAAGCUGGCGCGCGAGAACGCCGCCAUGCGCCUGGAGCUCGACGCGCUGCGUGGCAAGUGCGAGGCGCUGCAGGGCUUUGCGCGCUCCGUGGCCGCCGCGCGCGGGCCCGCCGCGCUCGUGGCGCCCGCCAGCGUCAUCACCAUUGUCAAGUCCACUCCGGCCGCGGGGCCGGGCCCCGCCCCAGGCCCGGCCCCCGCCCCAGGCCCGGCCCCCUGUUCCUCCUAGUGCUCUCCGCGGCCACGCCCCUCCCACCCCUUCGCCCAUCCCAAAGUGCCUAAGUGAGGUGUCUGCCCCGGGGUCCCCUUAUCCUGCAGUCACUGGCCCCCCGUGGCUAUCACACAUUCCUUUCCUGGACCCUGUCUUUCUCUUGCUGCCUCCGAAACUGGGACCCAAAGCCCCUGGGGGAGGGGGAACCUUGGAAGGCUGAGGGGGUGGAGUUCCGGCGUGGCUUCCCGGAUUGGGUUGACGCUUUUUGGACUAACAGGACACAGGCGGCUCAAGGGUGGCCCUUCCCAAGGACAAUGCCCCAAGUUGUGCCAAUAAGCCCCCUUACCAUCCCAGGGGCUGCUCUGCUUUAGAGCUGCCCGGAGCCCCGCUCCCACCUCGGCUUGGGGUGUGGCGGUGU
Molecule: messenger RNA, 1010 nt
Organism: Ochotona princeps (American pika)
Lineage: Eukaryota; Metazoa; Chordata; Mammalia; Lagomorpha; Ochotonidae
Gene: MAFF
Product: MAF bZIP transcription factor F
Exons: 2
Coding region: 113-610 (165 amino acids)
Biological process (GO): regulation of epidermal cell differentiation; regulation of transcription by RNA polymerase II
Cellular component (GO): nucleus
Molecular function (GO): RNA polymerase II cis-regulatory region sequence-specific DNA binding; DNA-binding transcription factor activity, RNA polymerase II-specific
Source: RefSeq, a predicted model, not a curated record